Molecule: messenger RNA, 6076 nt
Organism: Mus musculus (house mouse)
Lineage: Eukaryota; Metazoa; Chordata; Mammalia; Rodentia; Muridae
Gene: Mrps25
Product: mitochondrial ribosomal protein S25
Exons: 4
Coding region: 51-566 (171 amino acids)
Cellular component (GO): mitochondrion; mitochondrial inner membrane
Molecular function (GO): structural constituent of ribosome
Source: RefSeq, marked validated
AUUCCCGGAGCCGCGCUGGUCCGCGGCUUGAGGAGUUCCUGACUUCCACCAUGCCGAUGAAGGGUCGCUUCCCGAUCCGCCGUACGCUGCAGUACCUGGGUCGCGGGGACGUGGUAUUCAAGGAGUCUGUGAAGAUCAUGACCGUGAACUACAACACGUAUGGGGAACUGGGCGAAGGCGCCAGGAAAUUUGUGUUUUUCAACAUCCCUCAGAUCCAGUAUAAGAAUCCUUGGGUGCAGAUCAUGAUGUUUAAGAACAUGACGCCAUCGCCCUUCCUGCGGUUCUAUCUAGAUUCUGGGGAGCAAGUCCUGGUAGACGUGGAGACGAAGAGUAAUAAGGAGAUCAUGGAGCACAUAAAGAAAAUCUUGGGCAAGAAAGAGGAGACCCUCAGGGAGGAGGAGCUGGAAAAGCAGCAGCGCUUUCAUCCAGGCAACUUUGGCCCCCGGAAGUACUGCCUGCGGGAGUGCAUGUGCGAAGUAGAAGGCCAGGUGCCCUGCCCUGGCUUGGUGCCCUUACCCAAGGAGAUGACAGGGAAGUACAAAGCUGCUCUGAAAGCCAGUACUUAGGUCUAAGCAAGGCCAUCUGGGAUGGACUGGUGGCAUUUGACUGGUGGAGAUGGAUUACAUUGGUACCAUAAAUGAUGGAACUCUGCAAUGGAAAGGCCAGCUUGCACAUCUGUUUAAAGGACAUGGGAUGAAGGCCAGGGUUGCCAGCUGCUGAACAGAUGUCAAUAAAAGAUUUAGUCUUCCUAUACAUAGUAAGUGUGGCCUUGCUGGUCUAAAGACCAUCAGCAUCAGAGAGUUUGGGAUGAGGAGGUGCAAGGCAGUCAGUGAUUGUCUCAGUCCUGGAACUGGCCCUGCUGCUUUCACUUAAUCUCCCUCCAGUUUCUACUCUGGAAGCUGUUGAGGGCUGUUGUUAUUGGUGAGCCAAAUGUAGCUGGGAGAGUCCAUGUUCUUACUUAGCAGUCCAAAGCAAACAUGUGGGCAGUGUACUAAAGCCUGCAAUUCUUGCUUCCUGAGAGAGGGGAGAUUCUCCAGCCCCAGUUAGUAACGAGACCUUGGGCAGUAGGAUCAUUUCAGGCCUGGCCUUUCAGUUCAGCAGAUGUGAGCUGAAGUCACCAAAUCUCUUGUCCACUUCCUUGCCAUCAAGUCCAUGUGGUGGAGGAGUGCCAGUGGCAUUGUGUUAACCGUAAGCAUGGAUUUUUCUGGCUUUGAGAAUGAAGAUGCCACCUGGGUGGUAAUUUGACUCUCAAUUCUUGCUUACUAGGUGAGAGACAGACAAGACACACACACUCCCGGAUGCCUUUCUAGGUAUAUUUUCCAGUUAUCAGUGCCAUUUUAGCUAUGUAGACUCCAUUCUUCAGUGGACAACAGAAUCUUCCAGGGUCACCUAAUGUUUACCACAGACUUCUUGGCAUUUGGCCAUAUAGGUAUGAGUUUAUGAGGCAAAAUAAAGCAGUGGUUGUUAAAAAUGCCCAAGACUCUUUAGAUGCAACAAAACAGGGCAACUGCCCUCCUCCCCCCCGCCCCCCCACAUACCCAGUUCACUCCCAUUCUCCUGGCCCCUGGUGCAGGGGUCUCAGGGAGGCAGUGCAACUAGAAUCCUUCUAUCUGCAAUAUAGUGCCUUUCCAUUGUCUACUCUGGUUCUGGUUUGUGAUUUUGCAGCAGACCAGGUAGGGGCUGCAAUGGAAUGCUUGUAGCUCUGAUGUGUAAGGGAUAAGAGUGCUUCAAUAGAAUUUGGUACAGCCCCCCACAGGUCAUUCUUUUGAGUUUUUGUUCCCAUGGUGUCUUAAUGGCUGGUAUCAGGGAAUAGACUGCUUCCCUCCAUGGCAGAUACGGCCAGGGCCCAAAUCCUAAGCAUGGACCUUGAAAAAAAGAAUAAAGUUCAGGUCCCAAGGGGACAAAUUCUUGAGCUUCACUUUGGUCCUGACCCUUGUUUCUGCCAAAGCUGUGGCAAGGCUACAGGGCAACAUGUGGGCAACUGAUAACUUCUGUGGCCUGGAGCAGAUGCAGGUCUGAGGAAACCAUUGAUAUUGGGAGAAGUCAUCUCUUUAAAAUCUAUCACUUUAGUAGUGACAGGUUUUACACACAUGAAACUGACCACACAGACUUGAGUUGACUUGAUGGUCCUCUGAAGUGACAGCUUUCACACUGAGGUGCCACCGGCAACUGUGAGCUCUGUAAUGACAUUAUUCAAGCCUCAAUUGUAAAAUGUAGAAGACAUUAAGAGCAGUUUCAUUCAACUACUGCAUCUGAGGACACAUUUUUUUGCCCACAACAAAUAGCUACCUAGUGUAUGGGUCUGACAUCUGACUCCACACCUGUCUCACCACCAUGCUCUGGGAAUGUCUAUGUAGAGUCCUUAUGUCCAUGCUGGAUGACAUGGAGAAUUCAGUCUGAGUUCCCACCAGAUGUCUUUCCACCUGAUGACGGUGUUGAUGGACUAUUCUCUACCCACUGCUGGCUCCCGGGAGGGGUUCAGGCCACAUGUGACUGUUUUGAGGAAAAAAAGAUGAGCAGCACACAUACUAGUCUUGAAUUUACUUUAAUAGUAUAAACCUCAUGUAGGUAGUAUUAAGCCACAACAACAAAGCCACAUUGAACAGCAUUUAGUAAAAGGCGCUCGUAACCAUGCACAGCAACUCUCUAUACAGACAACAAUGCAGAUUCUCCUUCAGGACUGAAGACAUUGAUUAGAUAGAAAAUUCAGUUUAAAAAGAACAUGCGGGUUUUAAAUGCCAUCACAUAGCUCAUUUACAUGGGGAGAAAAGCUGUACAAAAUGGCAGCUCUCUGCAGGUUUUUAACCUGGAAUCAGAAGGUAAUGGCAUCCAUGGUGUUUUCUACAGUGUGAAGGGCAGAAAUUACACAACCAGUCAUUACCCAAGAAAAUGCCACACUGGACUUUCUUUUAGUAGAUGUCCUCUAAAAAGGGAGUUGAGGGUGGGGGGUGAUAAGGUUUUAUCUUAACAGAGAAAUUCAAACUACAGGUACAAACUAGUUGGUACUAUGACAAAAAUGUGCAGCUUUUCAGUUAUAAAACUAGUUGAACACUGAUUUACAAGUUAAUUGGGAAAACAGACUAGAAAAAUAUUCCAGCACUUGAGCUGUGUGUGCAGCAGCAUUAGCGUCCAUGAAUGAGUAGGCUGUUGGGAUGACAACUGAUGGUACUUUCCUGAAGAAAGGCUAUUUUUAAUGUGCAGUCUACACCAAAUGUUACCCAAACACUAAAACUUAAGAGUGGUAAUAUUGAGCAUUUUCCUACAUUCCAUGUAUAAAUAUCAAUAUUGAAAAUUAACUAAAAGUGCAUAUUGCUGAGCAUUAGAAAUGUCUGAUGGUUUCCCCUUCCUAAGCCACUUUUAAGUUUACUGUUAGGUUGCUGCUAAGACAAUAGCCCCCAAAGAGAAAAUGGAAGGAUUCAUUUAGGGACUACCAAGCUUCCCUGUGUUUUACUUGGAAAGCCACUUUUAAUAGUGUGAUUGUCACAACAGGCAAUGACACAGGCAAGAUUGAACAACCACAAAGGGUGAGGCCAGGGACACGAGUGGGAAGCUGAAGCCAAAAGACCCACGUCUCACCAAAGGCACUGAGGACUAUAGUCUUAACAAUUAUUUCUUAAAACACUCCAGUAAUUUACUUCAAAAACACAAAGAGCAACCUGUGGGUCAGGCAAAUUUUUGCACUUGGCUUCAUCCAAGCCAGAUGCCUGCUCACUGUGGCCACGAGCAGUCUCUGCCAAGCUGGGCCCUGUCUCCCAAGUCCACAUCUCAGCCCAAAAAUCCCAAUCAUAGGGGACGAAUAUCAGCAAAGACCCGCUAGAUGAGGAAAAUGUCAGCCUUAGCUUUCGUACUAUUAAAUACAACUUCUACAGAAUGUAGCUAAGUUAGGAUAAUUUACUGAUUGCAGUUUUUAGCUAUCUGCACUGUUUUCAUAGAAUGUUUGGUAGACUGGUAUUUUGUUUUUACCACCAGAGAGCCCCCAUGUCUUGCUGACAGAGCCCAGGGUAAACAAGGGAGACUGCUGCAGCCCCUGGAUCCCAAAUGCCCAUGUCUGAGCCACACGAAGCUCCAGCUUUGGAGCCUUUGAAGAAGACCAAGGGUCUCAGUCACCAAGCUCCUUCCAGUUAUGCUAAACUGGUUUGUGAAAAGGAAGUUUAUCCUUAGUUUAGGAUAUUAGGCUAACAUCUCUUGCAGCUUCUGGGCCCUUGUAAAUUUAGAGAACUGCCCUCCUAUCUGGACUUUUCUGGCUCGAGGCUUCCUUGUGCAGGAAUUAGUGCCACCUGGCCCAGGCAGCUCCCUGUCUAAGGAAAAUGAAGUUGGUAAGAAACUCACCUGCACAACGUUCCUGUUAAGGGAACCUUGCAACCCCAAUAUCUAUUCACAUUAGCAACGCUAGCAUCAACUCUUGACAACAUAGAAGUUUGAAUAUGUGGCUACAUGUCUGUAUACAUAAUGUACACCUAUGUACACACAUUAUAUACACUGUACAAAGAAGAUAAUAUGAACACAUGUACAUUCAUUCAGUCAUCUAGGCCUGUAACUCUGGACAUGCACAGUGUGGCUGAAGGGACAGGUUGUGCACAGAAAGUACACACUGAUGGGAGGCACUCAAUGAGGAGGUCCAGAACCUUGUACAAAACACCUAGGUCAACCUCAUCUCAUUUUGGAGUUGUCUUUAGAAAUUGACAUAAGAGUUAAGACUUUUUGCAAAGAACCGUAAUCUGGAGAUUGGUUCUCCGUAAUUGGAGAUAGGCAAAGGAAAGAGGUGGGCAUCUGUCUUACCAGGACCUUCCCCCUGGGAAAAAAAAGCAGCUGUCAAGUGAUGCUUUUCAAGGCCUGGAUCUAGAAUUUCAGCAGCACCAACAGCCCCGCUGCACCCAGCCACUGGAAAGCAGCAACAGUCUUCCAGACCCCCAUGACAUCAGGUCCCAGACAAUAGGUCCAGCUCUUAGGGAUACUGACCAGAGAACUGCAUGAGCAGUACUACCCUUCAAAACAAUUUUAUAUAGUGUGGAUGCUGCUGCUCCAUUUGAAAGCCAUACUGACCACCCUGAUUGAUGCCAUGACUACCUCAGAACACCAUCCACAUCUAAUACUGACACUGACAAACUAGAAAACCAUUCCAAGGGCAUAAGUGACUCACUUGAAUUUCAUUAUAGAAACUCAAGACACCACAACCCCAACUGCAGCCUCAGAAAGAGAAGAGGCAGUGAAGAGCCUCUUCAACACACACUGCAAACUGGAAGGACAGCGACACAUUGUAACAUUUGAGGAGUAACUAGGAUGACUUGCUUAAGGAAUUUGGUCUCUGUCUACAUCUCCUGUCAUAUUUUAUCCCAAAUUUUAACAUGGAACUAUCAACAUUUAAGACCUUUCUGGAAAAGAGCCUAGUUAGCCAGGGUUGGUGUGUAUCUCUCCACCCUAGCCUAUCUGCAAAAGUAGCCAGGUCAGUGUGUCUGUCCACCUCCCUGAGAGGGGUGUCUAGACAGGUCAGCCCUGCUUCAUAAGGCUUGGAGUAUCACAGACUCAUAAAUCAAGGGUGGAAAGCCCUGAAAGCUGAAGCCCAGAAGCAACUGGGGCUGACCUUCAUAGGUCAUUCGACAAGCCAUGGAAUGGAGCAUCAUUCAAAGUUUGAAAUGAUUUCAGUUAAUGAGAACAUUGUAUGGAUACAAUUGUUAAAGGUAAGGCCACAACGAUCUGGACAACCAGUGAAGGAGUUUGGCCCAAAGUGGCCCUGUCAAUUGGCCAUUACUAAUGACGGAACUUACAAAGGACCAGAGUUAGAAUCACCAACUCUUUUCUAUAUUAAAAAAAAAAAAAUUUUUCCCCCUUCAGUGUCAUCUUAGAGGCUGGUACUUCUUAUCCAACUAUGUGGUCUAAAUACCAAAUGGGAGCCAGGCUGUCCAGGCCCUGUCUGAGUGGCUCACAUUCUAAAACCCUAAGGGAAGCAAAGCCAGCACUGUAAGGUGUACUGAUUAAUGUACUACAGGAAUCUCUACAGAGAUUAAAAUAGACUCGAACUAUACUGGUGUCCAGAGCUUUUGUCUUAAUUUUGAAUACAUACAUAAAAAAAAAAAAA